Molecule: messenger RNA, 6920 nt
Organism: Choloepus didactylus (southern two-toed sloth)
Lineage: Eukaryota; Metazoa; Chordata; Mammalia; Pilosa; Megalonychidae
Gene: DLGAP1
Product: DLG associated protein 1
Exons: 15
Coding region: 693-3656 (987 amino acids)
Biological process (GO): signaling
Cellular component (GO): glutamatergic synapse; postsynaptic specialization
Molecular function (GO): molecular adaptor activity
Source: RefSeq, a predicted model, not a curated record
CGCUACGCUCCGGACGCCGCCAUCCCGAGGACGUGGCCUCGUUGGCUCUUCCGACCUGGCAAGCGGCAGCCUCAGCAGCCGAGCGGCCGCAGCCACCUCCGCUCCGCUCGCGGCUCUGUCUCCGCACCUCGCUGACAGCUUGUCCCGGCCGCGGGGACAGCCCUCGCAUCCUCGCUCCCAGGCUCGUGGACCGACGGACGGACGGAGGACCGAGGGCCCGACUGCGGGCAGCGGACAGCAUCGUGCGAUGGUACUCUGAGCAUCUUUGGUGAUUACUGCUCAGAUCUUUCCCUGGGCCACUUCCUUGAAAGGACCAACAUACAUCCAAUUUACCCAGACAUAAUCCAAGAUUAAUGGAGGGACUGCAGAGGAGAUUACUCUUGGCUUGCUAAGACUAGAACAGUUGAGCAUCACAUACUACAAGUGACAUCUGGGUUUAAAAAAAGGAAAAAAAAAAAAAAACACUGCGAAGUUUGAAUUUUUCCUGCGUUGGAUGCAAGCAAAAUGGAAAAUUGAUCAUCAAAGCGGAGAUGCAGGAAGAGAACUGACUCACAGUCUGAGUCCCCAGCCACUACAACUCCACCUCCUCCACCCCUUCCUUCCAACCAGGGUCUACACAGGUCUUCGGGGGCGCGGGGCCUGGAACCUGACCACGGGGUGUCAGUGCCCCCGGCAGUGGCUUCCCAUCAGCAAUGAAAGGCUUAUCGGGCAGUCGCAGCCACCACCACGGAGUGACCUGCGAGUCGGCCUGUGACGCACUGGCGCACCCCGCGGAGCGCAAGCCCUACCUGCUGAGCCCGGUGGACCCCCACCCCGCCGACCACCCCUACUACACGCAGCGCACCUCCUUCCAGGCCGAGUGCGGGGGGCCCUUCAGCGACCCGCUGGCCAGCAGCACCUUCCCGCGCAGGCACUACGCCUCGCAGCAGGAGCUCAAGGACGAGUGCGCCCUGGUGCCCCGCGCCCUGGCCGCCAAGGCGAACCGCCUCCCCGCCAACCUCCUGGACCAGUUCGAACGGCAGCUGCCGCUCAGCCGCGAUGGCUACCACACGCUGCAGUACAAGCGCACGGCCGUGGAGCACCGCAGCGACAGCCCCGGGCGCAUCCGGCACCUGGUCCACUCGGUGCAGAAGCUCUUCACCAAAUCGCAUUCGCUGGAGGGGCCGUCCAAGGGGAGCGUGAACGGGGGCAAGGCCAGCCCCGACGACACGCAGACCCUGCGGUACGGCAAGCGCAGCAAGAGCAAGGAGCGGCGCCCCGAGCCCAAGGCGCGCCCCAAUACCUCCCCGGGCUGGUGGAGCUCCGACGACAACCUGGAUGGGGACGUGUGCCUCUACCACGCGCCCUCAGGCGCCAUGACCAUGGGCAGGUGCCCCGAUCGCUCGGCCUCGCAGUACUUCGUGGAGGCCUACAACACCAUUAGCGAGCAGGCCGUGAAGCCCUCUCGGGGUAACAGUGAGGUCAAGUGCUCCACCUGUGCCAACCUGCCCGUCAGCCUGGAGGCUCCGCUCCUGAAGAAGAGCGCCUGGUCCUCCACGCUGACCGUGAGCCGAGCCCGCGAGGUUUACCAGAAAGCCUCGGUGAACGUGGACCAGGCCCUGGUGAAGUCAGAGUCCUGCCAGCAGGAACGUUCCUGCCAAUACCUCCAGGUUCCUCAAGACGAAUGGACGGGGUACACCCCACGUGGUAAAGAUGAUGAGAUUCCCUGUCGGAGAAUGCGGAGCGGCAGCUAUAUCAAAGCCAUGGGAGAUGAAGACAGUGGCGACUCGGACACAAGUCCUAAGCCUUCUCCUAAAGUGGCUGCACGAAGAGAAAGCUAUCUCAAGGCUACUCAGCCAUCUCUUACAGAGCUCACAACACUCAAGAUUUCCAAUGAGCACUCACCCAAACUCCAGAUCCGGAGCCACAGCUACCUGCGGGCAGUCAGCGAGGUCUCCAUCAACCGGAGCCUGGACAGCCUGGACCCCGCGGGCCUGCUCACAUCCCCAAAGUUCCGCUCCAGGAACGAGAGCUACAUGCGAGCCAUGAGCACCAUCAGCCAGGUGAGCGAGAUGGAGGUGAACGGUCAGUUCGAGUCGGUGUGCGAAUCGGUGUUCAGCGAGCUCGAGUCGCAGGCCGUGGAGGCCCUGGACCUGCCCGUGCCCGGCUGCUUCCGCAUGCGGAGCCACAGCUACGUGCGCGCCAUCGAGAAGGGCUGCUCCCAGGACGACGAGUGCGUGUCCCUGCGGUCCUCGUCCCCGCCGCGCACCACCACGACCGUGAGGACCAUCCAGAGCAGCACCGGUGUCAUAAAACUGAGUUCUGCAGUUGAAGUGUCAUCUUGCAUUACAACAUAUAAGAAGACUCCACCUCCAGUCCCACCCAGAACUACCACGAAACCUUUCAUUUCUAUCACAGCCCAGAGUAGCACAGAGUCUGCCCAGGAUGCCUACAUGGACGGACAAGGCCAGCGGGGAGAUAUCAUCAGCCAGUCUGGACUCAGCAACUCCACGGAGAGCCUGGAUAGUAUGAAGGCUCUGACGGCCGCCAUCGAAGCUGCCAAUGCCCAGAUCCACGGCCCUGCAAGCCAACAUAUGGGCAAUAACACUGCCACCGUCACAACCACCACCACCAUAGCCACCAUCACCACGGAGGACAGAAAGAAGGACCACUUCAAGAAAAACCGGUGCCUGUCUAUCGGGAUACAGGUGGAUGAUGCUGAAGAGCCUGACAAAGCGGGGGAGAAUAAAGCACCCAGUAAGUUCCAGUCCGUAGGAGUGCAAGUAGAAGAAGAGAAGUGCUUCCGCAGGUUCGCUCGAUCCAACAGUGUGACAACAGCAGUACAGGCCGACCUGGACUUCCAUGAUAAUCUGGAAAAUUCCAUGGAAUCUCUAGAGGACAAUUCAUGCCCCAGCCCAAUGGCCAGACAAUUUUCCCGGGAUGCCAGCACCUCCACCGUGAGCAUCCAGGGCUCAGGAAACCAUUACCACGCCUGUGCAGUGGACGACGACUUUGACACAGAUUUUGACCCCUCUAUCCUGCCUCCCCCCGACCCCUGGAUUGACUCUAUCACUGAAGACCCUCUGGAGGCCGUACAAAGGUCAGUGUGUCACCGAGACGGCCACUGGUUUCUGAAGCUCCUUCAGGCAGAGCGAGACCGCAUGGAAGGCUGGUGUCAACAGAUGGAGAGAGAGGAACGGGAAAACAGCCUGCCCGAAGACAUUCUAGGGAAAAUCCGAACUGCAGUGGGCAGUGCCCAACUUCUCAUGGCCCAGAAAUUCUACCAGUUCAGAGAACUGUGUGAAGAAAACCUGAAUCCUAAUGCUCACCCACGGCCCACCUCCCAGGAUUUGGCGGGUUUCUGGGACAUGCUGCAGUUGUCCAUAGAAAAUAUUAGUAUGAAAUUUGAUGAACUUCAUCAGUUAAAGGCCAAUAAUUGGAAACAGAUGGAUCCUCUUGACAAGAAGGAGAGAAGGGUCCCUCCUCCAGUGCCAAAGAAGCCGGCCAAGGGCCCCGCGCCGUUGAUCCGGGAGCGCUCGCUGGAGAGCUCGCAGCGCCAGGAGGCCCGCAAGCGCCUGAUGGCCGCCAAGCGCGCCGCGUCCGUCCGCCAGAACUCGGCCACCGAGAGCGCCGAGAGCAUCGAGAUCUACAUCCCCGAGGCCCAGACCCGGCUCUGAGCGCUCCGGGACCGCGGCACCCCGAGCGCUCCCGCGCGCAGCCCCGUCGCGUCACACCGCGCACUGUCUGUCCUCCCUCCUCCUCUCUCUCUCUGCCCCUCACCAACCCUCCUGCCUCGGCCCUUCCUCUCCCCUCCACCUCCGACAUCAUCCUCAUGAGCCCAGUGACCCCCCCACCGUCGUGGUGUGCUGUCAGCCUCCCGGGAGCCGUCCUCCACGCCCCCCUGCUAUCCAGACAAGUUGGAUCCCAUGUUCUCCACCGAGCUUUGACGCCUUGUACUGACGCUGUCGCCCUGCCUCACAUGGAAAGGCGACCCUUUAUGUUCUUGGCCAAACCCAACGCAACCUGUAUAGACGCGGCACCUUUAGGUCAUUCUCCAUCCUCGGUUCUCUAAAGUUAGUCUGUUCCUAGAGCUCAGCAAUAUAAAAACCAUAGGGUAUUUCAGAACUCCAGUAUUACAGGGUGACCUUUGGGACUCUACCGUCUUCCACGUGAAAGAAACUAGGGCUCAGCUUCCCUUUUUUUUUUCUCCACCACCACCCCCCCCCCCCAAGUGGUUUUUAUUUUUCAAAGCAGAUGGAGCACUUUAUUUCCAACCUCAGCAAUCACACCACCUCCCUGGAGAUAAGUACAAGCAGGGAGUGGGACAGGAGGACCCGGGUUCAGUACCCUGGGUGUGCUGUGUGAGAGGGGGACGUGGGAUCUGCAGGUGUGGGAGGGGGGAGCGUCUCCAGAGGAAUCUGUGCCACCCACAGCUGCACACACUGCCUCACUGUUACUUCAUCAGUCACUGCUUCAGAUGUUUCAAUCAGCAGACGAUUGUAAAUUCGAUCUUUCAGGGAAAUUAAUCUAUUCUGAAAGGCAAUAAAACGAAGAAAGGCAAGGCAAGGAAAGGAAGCACUGAUGGUUUCAGAUAAUAUAUAGGAAAUUUUUUUGUCCUGUUAUUAAGAAAAUUUAGACCUGAAACAUUUUAUCAACUUUUAUUGUACUAUGUAUAUUAUAUUGUUGUGGCAGUGAUGCUUUUUAAAGGGGAAAGUGUUGGUUCUAUUAAUGUGUUAGUAUCCACCCUGGCAGGCCUACCUGACCACACAUAUCUAGGUACACAUCUGCAGAUGAAGUGCUGUAAAUGGCAGCAAGGCUGUUCUCAGAGAAAAGUUUGGGUUUUCCUAUCAUCCCUUUAAAUGCUAUGCAUCUGUCUAUUUUAACCCACUAGUUGAUAUUUCAGAUACACUUUCUCCAUUAGUCUUCUCUUAAAACUACACAAGAUCCUAUUCUACCCCAGCAUCAGGGUUUUGUCCUAUAUCGAACUGAGAAAAUAAAUGUUAUUCCCCAGUAGACUUGCUGCAUCAUUCCAAAGAGCUGUCACUGUCAUCUUGAAGUUCCAGAUAGUGAGAGAAGAAAUUUGACCUGCAGGGUUCAACAACCAUAAGGACAGAAAAAAUCAUAAUUCAUAAAUACUGAAAGAAAUCCAGACUUCUGGCAAAGGAUGUUGAUUUUCCUUUUUAGUCAUGUUUGGCGCAGUAUGCACUUCCCGUCUAGCUGAAGUUCCCUUUAGAUGUCCUUAUUCAGAGCAGUUUAAACACUUAGAAUGUGGCAAUCUUAAAGUAUCACUGGUAUUUUGGGUCCAGCUCCCACCUUCAAGCAUUAGAAAUUACCACUGAAAAACAGAAGACUUAAAACAUAUAUCAGAUAUGCUUGCAUCAGAGAAGAACUUUUUAAAAAUACACACUCUCAUAGCCAGGUGCUAAUUUAAUUUUAUUUACGAAAUUAAGAGAGGUGAUUGGGCUCUGGCAACAAAACUUUUCAUGAACACAUUCUAAAACCACUAGAGAAUUCGCUACCUCUCAGAGCCAUUGAUGCUUUGAGCUAUCUUUAUACACAGGGCACAAAUGUUUACUGCUGUGGUUUACAAGAAAAGGGCUACUAACUUGUUUAAACACCAACCAACCAACUUUUAACUUGGGUGAGCAAAGCCCCUCGAGUGCUUUGUAAAACUGGAGCAUACCGAGAUUUUGAGCUUCAAGUAUUUGCUAGUUUUUAAAAGAAUACACCUUUACCUUGUAUUAGGAACGAAAGGUCACACAUGGUUUGGAUCAAAUAAUGACAGCCGCCACCUUGUGUAGCCAGUGGUCACGUUCAAUACCGAAAAUGGCUUCUAACUCCUAGAUUAGCAUGAACCAAGCAUCCAUUUGAAGAUUCUUGCUCCUUCCCAACCACAGCUUAGUGCCCUGAAGUAGGGUUAAGGUUUGGAUUGAGAAAUAGAUUCAUAAUGCAGUUCAAGAUCAUCCUACAGUAUUUUCUUUGGAAACUGAUUUAGCCCAGGAUAUUUUAAAGAGAGACAAGAGAACGCCUAUUUAUCUUGUCUGUAUGAAUGGUAUUUGUAUAUUCAUAAGAUAUUUUUGGUAAGAAUUUUAAAUCUUUUACCUGAAUGCCUACCUGUUCAUGUUGUGGACAAGGCAUCCUGACCUUCACCUCCCUUAAAAACACAAUUUCAAUUGUACGAACAGUUUAUAAAAAGCGAAUUACUGAUGUUAAAAAAACAUGGCCCCAGACAAUGCUGCUUGUUAACCACUUGACCCCUUAAACUAACACUCAUGAGCAUAACCUUUGUUACAUUGUUCUUUUGGAUGUAAUUUAUAGUGAUGUUUUUUAGUUCAUGAUGGAAAUGUAUGUACCCUGAAAUUACUUAUUUUGUUUAACUUUGGUAUAAAGUCGUUGGGCAUUUUCUUGGGGAGGGCGGAAUUACAAAAGAAAAGUUUGCCUCCCACAUCAAAAAACGUUCGAAGAAAUUAAGUAUUUAUUAUAUUUUUUGCAGAUGUUCCAUACAAUCCACAUAACCUUUUUGUAAAGAGAGAUGAAGAAAUGGAUUAAAGAUUUUUAAUAUUUGAAAUGGUAAAUAGAACUAAUUUAUUUGUAAUAUAUUUCUGUUAUUUAUAGAUGUUUCCGUAAUGUUUUAUGAGUUCAUUACCCACUUUAAUUUAAGCCUUAUCCUUGUGAAUUUACCAUUUCUUUUUUAAAACAUGUCUAGAUGCAUAUUUUGAAUAACUGGAAUGUAAAUCACUACCAUAUCUAAUGAAUUCCCAAAUGUAAUUUUUAAAAAUUAUCUUGGUUUGGAAAAAAAAGAUUCAUUUGAAAGCCUUCAGAUGGAGGGGUGGGGAACAUUUUUAUGGCUUUAUGAAUUGGAAUUUCAUAGGCUUAUUUACCUAGAUUGUGUGUGGACGAAAAAAAAAAAAACAAAAAAACCCACAACAACUGUAAAUAGA